Messenger RNA from Dicentrarchus labrax (European seabass), 1374 nucleotides. RefSeq names its product polymeric immunoglobulin receptor-like. Gene Ontology annotation, cellular component: plasma membrane. The coding region runs from base 61 to 981 and encodes 306 amino acids. Gene Ontology annotation, molecular function: transmembrane signaling receptor activity. The record is from RefSeq and is a predicted model, not a curated record. NCBI's taxonomy places the organism in Eukaryota, Metazoa, Chordata, Actinopteri, Moronidae. The transcript is spliced from 9 exons.
AAGUCAGUGUAUUACUUCCUUGGUCCGUGUAGUUUGGUCUGACUCUGCUCACUCACCGACAUGACUGUUUAUCUGAGCUUUCUUCUCAUCGUCACUGGACUAACAGGAAUUCACAACAUAACUACAGUCAGUGAAGUGUCAGUGAAGGCUGGAGAUUCAAUCACCAUCCCAUGUCUCUAUGAGUCAAAAUACAUAAACCAUGUGAAAUUCUUGUGUAAAGGAUAUACAUGGACCUCCUGCUCGUAUGCAGUUAAAACAAACCAACCAAGUUCAGGAAAGUUUUUAAUCUCUGAUGACAAAAGCCAAAGAAUCUUCACUGUGACUAUAAAUGAUCUGACGGAUGAGGACACUGAUUACUGGUGUGCUGUGGAGAUUGAUGAAGGGUCAGAUGUCAGAGAGUACUUUCACCUGUCAGUCACCAGAGGUACGCCUAGGCUUUAUGUGGACCAUCAGGAGAUUACAGGAUUUAAGGGAGAAAAAAUAACCAUCAGUUGUUUCCAUCGCAACUCUGGAGAAAUGAAGUGGUGCAGGCUGGGUUGCUCCUGUAUGACAGAGUCGUCUGGAUCAAUAGCUGAAACAAGAGUGACCAUCACUUCAAAGGUUGAUGGUUUCAAUGUGACUAUGAGUAACCUUACGACAGAGAACAGCGGCUGGUAUUUGUGUGUCAGUGGAGACUUUCAGAUGCCUGUGCAUGUAACUGUUACUGAGAAACCUACCAUUUCAACAAGAAAUGUAACCACCUUAUCACCCAUUCCUGAACAUCACACCUCUGUCUUUACAGGCGGAGCACCGACAGCUCAGGGAGUACAUACAAUCUUCAUCAUCCGUCUGAGCUUGCUGGUCUUCUUUGUAAUGGUGACCUCAUCCAUCUGGUUUAUGGUCAAAAGACACAAGCAGACCAAAGAAUCAUCAACCACAUCAACGGCUGAAGAGGAAGUAAAAUACACGAGAAAAACGUCAGAGGUCGCAUUCAGAGAGUGAUGAGGAAGGAAUACAGAGUUCUGUGGUUAAAGCAACAAAGUGUUGAAAAGAUUUUGUCUCAGCACCAAGUUUUUUUGUUGUUUCACCUUUUCCAUGCAUUUGUAUCCACUUCAGCAUUUAUAAAGUAGUUGCAAAAUAUUAUUGUCUUAGGCAAGUCUUUAAGUUUAUCUGCAGUGUAUGUAUAUUGAGUUAACGGUUCUCAUUUAUUAGGCAUAAACUCACAAUAAUUUAUUCCUAAUUAAUAUUUUCAGGAUGUAAACUAAUGCAGCCUACACUAUUCACAACUUUUUUUAUGUAAAUGCCGUUUUCAUUCCUUUAAAUGUUAAUGCACAUUUCUAUUGCAUGUUUAGAGAAUAAGAUGUCAAAUGUAACUGAAUAAAGAUAAACAACUUA